Molecule: messenger RNA, 477 nt
Organism: Lotus japonicus
Lineage: Eukaryota; Viridiplantae; Streptophyta; Magnoliopsida; Fabales; Fabaceae
Product: stress-induced protein KIN2-like
Exons: 3
Coding region: 70-270 (66 amino acids)
Source: RefSeq, a predicted model, not a curated record
GAAAACUAGUACUUGUUGAGUUAGUUAUUACCUUCAACUUUUUCAAGACCAAAACAGGGAAAACUAAAAAUGGACCAAUCCCAGAAUCUUAGCCACCAAGCUGGCCAAGCCACAGGGCAAGCUCAGGAGAAGGCAAGCAAUAUGAUGGGCAAUGCUCGCAAUGCUGCUCAAUCUGCCCAACAAUCCUGCCAAGAGGCGGGCCAGCAAAUGAAAGCAAAGGCACAAGGUGCUGCAGAUGCUGUCAAGAGCGCUAUUGGGGCUAACAAAUGAAACUAGGGGAGAGCUCUCUCAGUGGAUAUUUGCAGCUUUCUAUUUUUUAUUUUUGGACUUUAUGCAUUGAUUUGCUAUGUAUUCAACUGGUUGUAUUAAUACCAGCUACUUGAAUUAAGAGGAGUUUUAUCUCAGUAUCUGUCAAAAUAUAUUUAUUUAUUGUUGUUGUUUAAAUCAUAAGUAGAAUUUUCAUGAUAAGAUAUAUGA